AUGAAUCGAAUGCUCGCGGAUGACAUGCCCCCUCCGCGACUGGCUGUGGUUACAGCCCCUGCAGUGGAUGCCGAGUCCGGUUGGGCAGCAGCAGCAGAGGAAUUGUUGGGCGGAGCCGGCGAUGUCGCUUCAGUAGUGCCGAACCUGGACGAGGAAGGUGGUGAUGUAGAUCCGGGUGCAGAUGCCGCCGUGCCUGCGCAGGGCUUUGACUGGGCGGCAUUCAAUCGCAGUAUGCGCAAGAAAGUCCUUUCCUGGGUGACAGAGGAUGUCAGCAAUAUCUGUUUGAUGCGGUGGCUGAUGAAUUACACCACGCGGCUCCUCGCUCGGAUGUUCAAGCUCUCAGGAGCUGACUGGGAGCGAGGCCAGCAAACACGGACAGACGACAGAAGUUAUCGCAUUGUGGAGGCCAUGAUGCAGCGGGAUCUUGAUCCAACCUUCGAGGAGUUGGAGCAGGCCUUUUGCCAUGUGCCUCCUGCCCUGCCGCAGAAACGUUGGACACGCUCAACGCGCUCGCUGAGCUUUCGGAUGUUAUCCCGUCUGAGCGUUUCCCUGGACUUCCACUGUGCGAGUCUGCGUGAAGCUUCCCCUUUUGUGGUCGCCGGCCUCUUGUUAGGAGACGAAGUUGCUGAGGGGGUGGCGGAGGAGAUUCUCAACAUGCCUCGCUGUCUCUGUGAUGCACUGACCUUGAAACUGCGGGGCAUGUUCCCCACGCCGGCAGAGCUGGCUUCAAAGCGAGCAGUCGCAGUGGUACGAGGACUGGCGCAGUUGGCACGCGUAGAUGUCGGCAACAUCGAAUGUGGGCAUGCUUCUGUUCGUCAUAUUGUGGAGGGCAAGAGCAAUCAGACGUGGGAUGUAGUUUUGCCCUUGCUGUCUGCAGAGCCUUGGCCACACAAGACCAGUGACUGGCGUUUCCCAGGCUGCCUUUUUUCCAGUAAGUUAUUAAUCAAUCCUGGUGUUGCUACACAGGCUACUUCAGUGGUGAUUGAGUACUGA
Messenger RNA from Symbiodinium necroappetens, 993 nucleotides. The record is from the annotation of a GenBank genome assembly. Lineage: Eukaryota; Dinophyceae; Suessiales; Symbiodiniaceae.